Molecule: messenger RNA, 915 nt
Organism: Oppiella nova
Lineage: Eukaryota; Metazoa; Arthropoda; Arachnida; Sarcoptiformes; Oppiidae
Source: the annotation of a GenBank genome assembly
AAAGGUUGUCGACACAACUCGUUGUCAUCACAAGGAGGUCCGCACUCGAAGACCGGCAGCAGUACUGAUGUGGCGAACGCCGAGAACGCCAGACGUUGCGUCCAAAAUGGCAAUAUCAGCGGCGCUCAGAUGGGAACACUUUAUGUCAAAGCGUUUGAUGUGAUCGACGGUAUCGAAGGAUCCAAUAUACCAGACAUUGUCGAUGAGGGCUGGGAUCAUAACAUAAAUCGCGAUAAAUUUGAAAUUAUUGAUCACAACUCCACACAACUUAACGAAUCUCAUGUCACCAUAGCUUACGAACAGAGACGUACGCCCGAAGGGGACGCGUAUGUCGAGAGGAUAGCCAACGACUGGAUAACGAACGGGUCGUCCCUACAGCCGAACGACUACAAGAAACUGAACCGGUACCUAAUGCCCCCCAAUAACGUCAGUAUAGUCGGCGAUCAGACGAUUGUGAUGACCGACGACGAGACCAUCAGCUCAGAGACGCCGCUAAUGAAUGGCAUAUACUUCACGUCAUUCACGUCCAAUACUCACAACAACGGCGGCCGAACCACUCUCCAGCACAAGACUCAGAGCACACCCCUGUCCACACCCCUCAGUACACCCAAUUGGUUUUGCUUUUGGAGAGCGGAAUCACGUCUUCCUUAUUGGGUUUUGAGAUAUUUAUGGUCGCUAACACGAGUUUCACUCGUCGGGCAGUCCCUGGAAAGGUGUAUCCGGUUUCCCCUCGUCUGGAGGGAGGGCUUCAACGGACUCAUCGGACUCUUGAGACGAAGUCUUGGUGACGAGCACUGCUGGUCAUCACUACUGGUUUGGGAGCAGGAGUUGGAAGGCUUUCCGAUUUCGAGGCUCUGGUCACAGACUUGCCAUCACUUGUCUUCGUUCCCUCUUCUUUGGGCUUAUCCUCUGAUU